Molecule: messenger RNA, 1969 nt
Organism: Fundulus heteroclitus (mummichog)
Lineage: Eukaryota; Metazoa; Chordata; Actinopteri; Cyprinodontiformes; Fundulidae
Gene: kitlga
Product: kit ligand a
Exons: 10
Coding region: 292-1101 (269 amino acids)
Biological process (GO): cell adhesion; positive regulation of cell population proliferation
Cellular component (GO): plasma membrane
Molecular function (GO): cytokine activity; stem cell factor receptor binding
Source: RefSeq, a predicted model, not a curated record
GCGCGCUGCUCCGCUCAGUAUCUGGAUCUAUGUUGUAGCCUAGAAAGCGGAUGUGUAUGUUUCACACUACACCAGCCUACAGGGUGCAACUAUUAAAUUAGAUUUUUUUUUUUUUGUCUGAUUUUUCGUCAUUGUCAUUCUCUUCGGGGCUUUUUUUUUUCUCGUCUGUUUGGAUACCGCGGACUUAGGCAUUGGAUAUGUGCACAGAGGAUGAUGAAAACCCCUUUCCUCAUCGUAGAAGUAAAAUAAAAUAGGCUUUCACGCACACUGGAUUUACUCCUGCCAUUCCAUAUGAAGAAGUCAAACAGUUGGAUACAUGUCUGUGUCCAUUUCCUGCUCUUCAUGACGCUUGGGGUACAUUCAGCUACACUUGAUGUUGGAAGAGUGACCAAUGAUAUUGACAAACAUCUUCUUGCUUUGAGAGAAAAUAUUCCAGAAGAUUACAGAAUUCCCUUAACGUACAUCCCCAGAGAAAAGGGUGAGAUGUGUUGGGUAAAAUUAAACGUUUUCUUCUUGGAAAAGAGUUUGGAUGAUUUAUCCCAAAAGUUUGGAAACAUUUCGUCUAAUAAAGACAUCACAAAAUUAAUCAUCAUGUACCUUCAAGAUGAACGGAUCAUCUUCCAACAAAAUGUUAAUUUGGAAUUACUUAUCUCCGACUUUGAGUGCCACUACAGCACAGAGAGGUGGGAAACAGGGACAUACUUUGACUUUCUCCAGGAGCUCUUCAGAGCUGCACCAAAUGAAAACGUUUCAGAGGAAUGUGAUCCUCCUCCCUGUCCCACCAUACCAGUAUCAACAGAGGAAUAUUCAGCAGAGAAUCUCACCAUUAAAGGAGAAGAGCCUUCUAAAACGCACCAAAAAGAAGUUCAUACGGCAAAUCCCAUUCAUGAGGUGGUGGAGAAAAGCCUUUUCUCCUUACUGUUUAUUCCACUGCUGGCCCUAAUCUUCCUGCUUGCAUGGAAGGCCAGAUCAAGAAGGAACGUAGAUGAUCCUCUGCCAAAUCCGGGAGAAGAAGACCGCUUUGCAACAACAGAACCAAGGGCACCUCCACUAGAUAGUGAAACGUCAGAAAUAAAUGUGCUUAACGUCUGUGCAGUGUAGAGUGUAGAGUCCGCGCAUCAGCGCAUUUGGGCUGAACUCUUUAUUUUUCUCCUGUUGGCGUUGAAAGGUGAAAAAAAAAAAACAUGAACUUGCACACCACAGCGAGACUACAGAGGUGAAAGGCAUGUUUUGAAAGCGCUCCAGAUUUACGGUUGCAAACAAUGACUGCGAGUUGUCUGGUUAAGUCAAACCUGACACUGUUUCUGCCUUUUUGUAAGACUACAUUAACCCCAUGAUUCUGAAAAGGACAAAGAUGUUGACGAUAACCUACAACCCGACCACUCCCCACCCCCCCAACAACAUCAAGCCCUAGAUGCUCCUGGCUCUGAACUAUCAUCCAUCAUGACCUGCUGCUUCUUCAACCCUCUGGGGAAAACUUGGCUUAUUUAUCGACUUUAUUUUCCUCCAGCCUGCCAUGUUUGUUUGUUUUUUUUUUUGUUUUUUUUUUUACGCCUGCUUCUCAGUCUUCAGAGAACAAAGACAGUGUGACUGAUGCCGCUACUAUCUUGUUUGAACUGGGGCAUGAAUUACUACCUCUGGUAACGCUUCAUGUUAGCCGCAUCCUCAACAGCUCCCCCACUUUUCCUCCAAGUCCGAGGUCGUCCAAAGAAUAGCAGUGGGGAGGGGGGGGGGGUGCAGGGAGGUGUGCUGUAUUUAUUUAUUGGUGGUGGCGCUCAGUGGCUGCUUUUCCAGAGAGUUAAUUUAAGGGCACCUUUUACUCAUGGGUCACACUUAAAAAAAAAAAAAACAAUCUCUGUACCACCAUAUUGUAAAACUGAACACAUUAUCCUCUUUAGCAAAUUACACUGUCUUUUUCAAUGUAGUUGACACACACACACACACAUCAUUCAUAUAUAUAUAUAUAUAU